UCCUUUGCACUGACAAACGUAAACCCCGCAUUGCUUCGCCUUGUAGCCGAGUCUCUUUUGCAUCUCUCGUCCUCUUUCAUAAUUGCGACAUCUUUCUCGAUCCGAAAUCCCAUUACACCCAACCGAGGUCUACCAAUUUCGGCUCUCUGACCUCCCACCCAGAUCUUAUCGGCGAUCCACUCUUGAGACCACCCACCCCCCUCCUGCUCCUCUCUCAGCCCUAGUGCUAGUUCGCCGCCGAAGGAAGCAUGCCUGCAUUGUACGAACAGUUCUUCCUUUUUGGGGACUCCAUAACGCAGGACUCAUAUAAUCAGGAGCGCGGCCACAGCUUCUCGGCGGCUUUGCAGCAUAUCUACAUCCGACGUCUAGAUGUCGUCAACCGUGGCCUCAGCGGCUAUAACACCAGGCAAGCGCUCACAGUGCUGCCCAGCAUAUUUCCUUCCCCCGAAGAAGUCCGCAUUCGAUUCCUGAUGAUCUUUUUCGGUGCCAAUGAUGCUUCAUCUCCCAAAACCGAGAACAACCAGCACAUCCCGCUGGAAGACUACAAAGAGAACCUGCAAAAGAUAAUCACCCAUCCCCUUGUCUUAGCGCACAAACCACGGAUUCUUCUCGUUGCACCACCCCCGAUCAAUGAGCAUCUACAAUUCAUCUCCGACAAAGCCAAGGGGUACAGCAGAGUCUCAAGAGUCGCUGCCACAACUAAAAGCUAUGCGGACGCUGCCUGCGAAGUUGGGAAGAAGCUCAACGUGCCUGUUGUCGAUCUGUGGAGAGCUUUCAUGUCUAGGGCUCAUUGGAAUGCUGCCACCUGGAAUACGGGUGACCCUCUUCCUGGAUCCUUGGAUAUAGUUCAAAACGAUGUACUGGCGGGGCUCAUGUAUGACGGUCUCCAUUUCAGCGCUGCUGGAUACGAUGUCCUGUUUGAGGAGACGAUGAAGGUAAUAGCAGCCGAAUGGCCGGACCAACUCCCAGAGAAGUUGCCGACGGUCCUUCCUGGUUGGAAUGAUGUCGCCGCCUGGAGUGCCUUCGAGACAUCUUAG
Messenger RNA from Lindgomyces ingoldianus, 1037 nucleotides. Its product is annotated as SGNH hydrolase. The coding region runs from base 249 to 1037 and encodes 262 amino acids. Lineage: Eukaryota; Fungi; Ascomycota; Dothideomycetes; Pleosporales; Lindgomycetaceae. The transcript has 6 exons. The record is from RefSeq and is a predicted model, not a curated record.